Messenger RNA from Leptinotarsa decemlineata (Colorado potato beetle), 1052 nucleotides. Its product is annotated as gustatory receptor for sugar taste 64f. Gene Ontology annotation, cellular component: membrane. Gene Ontology annotation, molecular function: taste receptor activity. NCBI's taxonomy places the organism in Eukaryota, Metazoa, Arthropoda, Insecta, Coleoptera, Chrysomelidae. Gene Ontology annotation, biological process: detection of chemical stimulus involved in sensory perception of taste; sensory perception of chemical stimulus. The record is from RefSeq and is a predicted model, not a curated record.
AAUGAAUGUUAAUCCGGUCAAUCUAGCAUUGGAAGAAGUUUUCAUCUUCCACCUCUCAGGAUUGAUACAAUUUGUCUUGUUUUUCAAAUUGACUUACUAUUGGCCGAGAUUCGUUGAAGAAUGGGAAAAAGUAGAAGUCAAUAUGAGAAAGUACCAGGUGUUUACAAAUCUACGCCUGAAACUGAACCUGAUGACUUCAUGUUUCAUGUUUUACGCAAUAGUUGAACACAGUUUAGUAAGUGCUUACAAAUUGAAAAAGUGGAUCGACAGCAGUCAGAACACUUCUGAGGCUUUACAAAAUUACUUCGUAGAGACUUAUGACCACGUAUUCACAUACGUAAAUUAUUCACUAUGGAUUGGACUGGCGUUACAAUAUUUUAAUUUACAGAGAACCUUCAAUUGGAGUUUCGCCGAUGUUACUAUCAUGCUCAUUGGAACAGCUUUAACUUUUAGAUUGAAGCAAAUGUCAAGGAGGAUAGAACGGAUUUCUACGUUGAAGGUGAAUAACAUCAACCAAUGGAAAGUUGUAAGAAAAGACUAUAUUCGUCUAACCGAAUUGUGUUAUGAAGUCAAUACCAGACUAUCUACCAUAAUAAUGAUAAGUUUUUUGACUAACAUGUAUUUCGUUUUACUGCAAAUCUUCCUGAGUAUGAAUCCAAUGGAAAAUUUGGUGCAGAAAAUAUACUUCUAUUUGUCUUUUGGGCUGAUAUUAAUCAGAAUAGUGGGACUAUGCGUUUUUGGCGGAGCAGUUUACGAAGAAUGGAGAAACUUGGGGUUCCUAUUGAAUUGUGUUGUUACAACUACAUACAACCAAGAGGUGGAGAGAAUGGCAUGUCACGUUAUUUCGUGGGAACUGUCUCUGUCUGGAAAAAACUUUUUCCAUAUUUCAAGAAGCCUUAUUCUCAAGAUUGCUGGAGCAGUUGUUACGUAUGAGUUAGUACUCAUCCAAUUUUAUAGGAAUGCUCAGUAUAAUAGCAUGUAGAAGCCUCCUGAAUAAUGUACUGAUUGAUUUUAUCAUAUAUUUGUUUUUAUGAAUAAAGUAUGCAUACCCA